Messenger RNA from Babjeviella inositovora NRRL Y-12698, 343 nucleotides. RefSeq lists its product as uncharacterized. NCBI's taxonomy places the organism in Eukaryota, Fungi, Ascomycota, Pichiomycetes, Serinales. The coding region runs from base 95 to 250 and encodes 51 amino acids. The record is from RefSeq and is a predicted model, not a curated record. The transcript has a single exon.
GGAAUACCAUACAGUGCACUAAUUUUAUGAUCUACGUUACUCGAUUGCAAAAUUCCCUGUAGUGGAGGUGGAAGGUGUAUACAGAAUUAUACGUAUGGCGCGUCAGAGAGACAACGCCAUAGAGGAUGUGCUAUUUAUACUGGUAUGUUACUCGGGGACUGUCACCCAGACACAUACGUUAAUGAAACGUCAUCUGGGCCAAUGGUUCAGUAAUAUUACUAAACUAGGCAAGGGUAGUACUCAGAAUUGAGACCAUUCAAUGCUGUAUAGUGGAUGAUUCGGGCCCGGAUGGUUGGCCCAGAUAAGUUCGAGAUCUGAUUACAGUUUAGGAUAUUUGUUGGGC